Molecule: messenger RNA, 2266 nt
Organism: Punica granatum (pomegranate)
Lineage: Eukaryota; Viridiplantae; Streptophyta; Magnoliopsida; Myrtales; Lythraceae
Source: RefSeq, a predicted model, not a curated record
AUUCCCUGUCCCGAGAAAACAAUUCAUUUUCGUUUGUUCCGUUUCUAGAGAGAGAGAGAGAGAGAGAGAGAGAGAGAGAGAGAGAGAGAGUUUGAAUCUUUGAAUGUGGAUAGUGAGAGUUGAGAUUCCUCUGAUCACUCGGCAGUUUCAGAGCAGAUUCUGGUUUGAUUGCUGACUUUGGAAGCAUACCCAGUUCGUGAUUUUGAGAGAACAUGUAUUUGCAGCUCUAAAGGAACUGCGGUCAAGGUCCUACGUGAAUUGUGUGUGUGUGUGUGCGUGUGCGUGAGAGAGAGAGAGAGAGAGAAAGAGAGAGAGAGAGAGAGGAGGAGGAGGAGGAGGAAGCACUCUGAGGUAAACGUCUCAGGUGAAUCAAAGAUUUUUUGAGUGGCAUACAGAGCCUUGAAACAUGGUGGAAGAAAGAGAAAAUGAAGCCCCCAUAGCUGCCCGGUCGGCUGAUGAAUGGCUGCUGCAUGCUCAGGAGCUUCUCCCUUUGGCUCUUGAGAAGGCCCGAGAGGUCAAGGCCUUCCCAAGUCGAUGGAAGACAAUAAUUUCGAAGCUCGAGCAGGUCCCCUCGUGCUUAUUGGACCUGUCCAGUCACCCUUGCUUCUCCAAAAAUGCUCUCUGUAAGGAGCAGUUGCAGGGAGUCUCUGCGACUCUGAGGGAAUCGAUGGAAUUGGCUGAAUGCUGUUUGAGGGAGAAGCAUGAAGGGAAACUCAAGAUGCAGAGCGAUCUGGACCUCUUGACGGGUAAAUUGGACUUGAAUUUAAAAGAUUGCCGGGUCCUUGUGAAGACUGGUGUGCUCGGGGAAGCGACUUUACCUCUAAGUAUCAAUAAAUCUUCUGACUCCGAAGUCCAUACGGGUAUAAAGGAACUUCUCGCUCGGCUUCAAAUUGGGCACUUGGAGGCAAAACACCGAGCCCUCGAUGCCCUGCUUGGAAUCAUGAAGGAGGAUGAGAAAAAUCUUAUCGCUGUAAUUGGGCGAAGCAAUGUGGCUGCUCUAGUUAAUUUAUUAACUGCCACAACCUCUCCUUUGAUUCGGGAAAAGGUUGUAACAAUUAUAUGCUGUCUCAUUGAGUCGGGCAGUUGCGAGAAUUGGUUGAUCACGGAAGGCGUCCUCCCGAGCUUGAUCAGGCUGGUGGAGUCGGGCAGCCCAACCUCUAAGGAGAAGGCUGUGAUUUCACUCCAGAAGCUGUCGGGCUCUCCUGAGGCAGCCCACUCUAUUGCAGAGCAUGGUGGAACUCGUCCUCUAAUUGAGCUCUGUGCUCACCGUGGUUUGACCCUGCAGUCCUCCGCUGCUUGUACACUGAAGAACAUAUCGGCUGUCCCUGAGGCACGUCAAAUACUGGCCCAGGAAGGACUCAUAGAGGCGAUGAUCGAUCUCCUCGAAAAUGGGGCAUCAUUUGGGCCAAAGGAAUGUGCUGCCCAAUGCUUGCAGAACAUAACCUCAAGCAACGAGAACUUGCGGAGGUCCGUGAUUUCCAAAGGCGGGAUCAGAGCCUUGUUGGCUUAUAUUAAUAACAGUCUGUUACCCCUGGAACCAGCGGUAGGGGCAGUGAGGAACUUGGUGGGGACGGUUUCGUUGGAAGGCCUAGUCUCAGCGGGUCUGCUGCCGUGCCUGGUCCAUGUCAUCAGGUUUGGCGCCCUAGGAGCUCAGCAAGCUGCAACUUCAGCAAUAUGCCGGGUCUGCGGGAAUGAUGAUGCCAAGAAAUUAAUAGGGGAGGCUGGAAUCAUUCCCCUCCUGAUAAACUCCCUCGAGCUGAAAUCGGACACCCUAAGGGAAGUCUCUGCUCAGGCCAUCUCUUCCCUCAUAACAGUUCAUCAGAACUACAGGGAGGUCAAGAGGAACGACAAGAGCGUGCCCAAUCUGGUCCAACAGCUCGACCCAAAUCCGAGGAACACUGCAAAGAAAUAUGCAGUGUCGUGUUUGUUGUGCCUCUCAUCCAGCAAGAAGUGCAGGAAGGUUAUGGUCUCUUACGGGGCGAUUGGGUACUUGAAGAAGCUGACCGAGAUGGAUGUCCCGGGAUCGAAGAAGCUGCUCGAGAGAUUGGAGAGAGGGAAAUUCUGGAGUUUGUUCAGUAAGAGUUAGGUUAGGCACGACUAUAGUGCCACUAUCCUUUCCCAUUUCUGUUUGUGUGAUGAUCAAUAUCUCAUUGUCUAUAAAUUAUCCUCUAAAAGAAAAUGUGUGUAUUGGGACAUGGAGUAAUGAACUGCAGUGUGCACAAGCUCCUUGCCCUGCCUACGCAAAUCAAUCAUCCUAUUUCGUCUA